Molecule: messenger RNA, 2141 nt
Organism: Biomphalaria glabrata
Lineage: Eukaryota; Metazoa; Mollusca; Gastropoda; Planorbidae
Product: pyridoxal phosphate homeostasis protein-like
Exons: 9
Coding region: 170-1078 (302 amino acids)
Cellular component (GO): intracellular anatomical structure
Molecular function (GO): pyridoxal phosphate binding
Source: RefSeq, a predicted model, not a curated record
AGUAAUUCCAGUGAAUGUAGACAUUCUAAAUCAGUUUAUUCUUAAUACCAGACAGUAAACAGAUCUAAAUCUAGAUAAUAGAUCUAGAAUAUUCUAGAAAUUAGGCCUUUAUUAAUUUAUUUUGGACUUUUUCGCAUUCAUAUGAUUUCUCCAUUCACUGACACGGGUUAUGGCAAAACUGUUCCGUUGUAUGCUGCAGAUAGUUGAUAUUGAAAGAAAAAUGUCUACCAGCUCUUCCCAUUUCAGCAUUGCUAAUCAACUUUUGUAUGUGAAUGACAAAAUCAAAGCUGCAUCUGUUAAAAGACCUCAGCACCUUCAGUAUUCUACUCCAAGAUUAGUUGCAGUUUCUAAAACCAAAGGAACAGAUCUAAUUAUUGAAGCCUAUGAUGCAGGUCAGCGUCACUUUGGAGAAAAUUAUGUUGUAGAACUGCAUGAGAAAGCUAAUGAUAUAGAGAUUCAGGAUAGGUGUCAAGAUAUUCAAUGGCAUUUCAUUGGGCAUUUACAGAGAAAUAAAAUUUCAAAAAUAUUAGAUGUACCCAAUUUAUUUGUAAUUGAGACAGUUGAUAGUGAAAAGUUGGCAAAAGCUCUAAGUGACUCAUGGGGAAAGUUGAAAAAAUCUGGCCAUCUGCAAGUAAUGGCUCAAAUAAAUACAAGCGGAGAAACAAGUAAAAGUGGGUGCUCCCCCAGUGAAGCAGUGCAAUUAGUGAAAUACAUCAAAGAACAUUGCCCCCAUCUUCAGCUUUUGGGAUUGAUGACAAUAGGUUCUUUUGAUCAUGAUAUCAAUUCUGGUCCUAAUCCAGAUUUUCAGGCACUCUUUGAUAUUAGGAAAGAAGUGUGUCAAAGUUUGAAUAUCUUGGAAAAAGACUUAGAACUUAGUAUGGGCAUGUCCGCUGACUUUGAGCAUGCUAUUGAAAUGGGAAGCACAAAUGUUCGAGUUGGUAGUACAAUAUUUGGUGAACGUCGUGGUCAUCAAGAAAAAGGAACUGCUAGUGAUCAGAGUGUUCAAACAGAUCAGAAUCGGGAAACCAAUGACGUUCAAUCAUCUUUAAACAAAAUAGAGAGUUUGGCAUUAACAUGAAUAUUAUUUGUGUGUCUGCUCUACUAAUGAUGGAAGAAAAGUUCUCAGAAAAGCAUUUAAUACAAACGAUAUUUGUCUUUCAUAAAAAUUGUUAUUAAAAUGUUUGAAAAAAUUAUUUUUUUACUUUUUAAUUAUUUUUUUUUCAUAAAUUGAGAUGUAACAGAUGAAAAUAUGCUUGCUUUAUGGAAUAUUUUUUUGCUGUUCAUGGGCUACUUUUAAUUUCUUUUGUCUCCAGCAUUAAUUUUCCUUCUGUUGUAGAACAGUUCAUUUAAAUAUAUAUGUUUUAAACAUUUCAAAAAUAGAGUUCUUUUCCCAGAAUAUUCCUGUAGGCUUUAUACUUAAAAAAAUUAUUUAGAAAUGUCUGAUUUAUUAUAUUUUGUUUCAGUACCAGGACAAAAAUACACAUUUAGCAGAAUUAAGUAUUAAUUAAACCAAAAAUCAUUCUCAAUUGUUGUAUAAUUGUAAUGCUAAUCAUUUAGUGACAAUUUUGUAACAAGUCAAAAUGUUUAUCUUCUACUGGUGUAGAGGCCAUAUUAAGUUAAUAGAACUACUGUUAAAAAGUAAAAACAAAGUGUUUAUUUAUAAAACAUUUAUUACAAAACAAGUACUACUUAACUCAAGCAUAUUUAUAUAUUAAGUAAUAAUCAAUAAACAUCAAAUGGAUGAAAGCAUACAGAAGCCUGGUGAAUUGAUUAUAAAACAAUGCAAACUUAUAGUAAGAUGAGGUAGAUAGAAUUAUAAGUCAAAAGGUGCAUGGCACUAAAGAUUAAAGUUUUCAGUUUCCAAUGGAAAACACAGCGAAUAGAGAUUGAACUUAUCACAGAGGUUACCAAGCUUUUUUUUUUUUUUUUCCCAUUCACAGUGUUAUGUAUAAAUUUAGUUUUUCCCAAGAGGGCUCUGCUGUCAGAUUUUAUAGAAGUCCAUUUGAAACAAAAUUGUGGUGCUAAUCUGAAGAAGCCACACCACUAUUUGCAAACCAUGUCAAUCAUUGGCCUAUCACAUUCCAUAUUAAAAAAAAAAAACAGCUCUUGGUAACCGAACUAUAAGUGUAUACACAAUUCUA